GGGGCAUAUAUGGAAUUAUAAAUUAAUGCCCAUUACUUGGAGGGUAAACCGGUGAGAAUAGCAACUACUACAUAACCGCUCAUGCACAGGAGGAGUUCUUCUUCGUCUUCCCAGGCUCAAAACCACCUCUCUCCCUUUCUCUCUCUCUCUCUCUCUCUCUCUCCCUCCCUCUUCCGCAGUCACUCUUGAAGGUCAUCAAACCCUGAAUCGUCUCCCGUCGCUCAAUAUACUGAAGAGUAGUAUGUAGGUGGGGAGCAUUGAUCGUACGUUUGCUUCUUCACGAAUCAAAGGAAUAUGGCUAAGCAUUGGCAUUGUUUCUAUCCGAUUGCGAUUCUCCUCUGGGCUAUCAUGGGAUUUCAUGGUCUGGCAAUCACUGUUGAAUCAGAUGUUCAAGCUCUUCAGGAUUUAUACAGAUCGCUGAAGAGUCCUCGGCAGCUCGAAUUUUGGAAGGCAGAGGGUGGAGAUCCUUGUGCAGAAGCCUGGAUUGGAGUUCAAUGCUCUGGAUCUUCCGUAGUCCACAUCAAACUGCAUAGGCUACGGCUCAUGGGUAAUCUCGGGUUUAAGCUCUCCAAUCUGAGGAGUCUGAAGCAUCUGGAUGUGAGCUCUAAUUACAUUGAAGGCACAAUUCCAUACAUUUUACCUCCCAAUGUCACGUACCUAAACUUGUCUGCAAACAAGUUCAGCGGAAGCGUCCCAUACGUCAUUGAGAACAUGAAGCAUCUCCGGCAUCUGAAUCUGAGCCACAACUCGUUGUCGGGACCUCUGGGGGAUGUGUUUGAUGGCCUUUUGGAUUUAAGAGAAAUGGAUUUGUCAUUCAACAACUUCACAGGAGAUUUGCCUCCCUCAUUCAGAAACUUAACCAGCCUCAAAGGAUUGUUCUUGCAGAACAAUCAAUUUACUGGAUCAGUGAUUUUCUUGGCCAAUCUCACUCUAUCAGACUUGAACAUCGAGGAUAACCAUUUCAGUGGUGUGCUUCCAGAAAAAUUUCAAAAUAUACCCAAUUUGAGGAUAUGGGGCAAUCACUUUGACAGAGCAACAAACUCUCGACCAUGGCGCUUUCCUGCUGGAACUCCGCCUAGAGUGCAAAGUACCCGCAGCCCACCAGCAGCAAAUUUAAGUGCCUUUGAGAGCCAUCCAGCUCAAAUAAUACUUCACAAAGAUAAGAAGAAGUCACAUGCCACAGGAAUAUUUCUAAUGGUUGGCGGGCUAGCCGUGCUUGCAGCUUGUGCAGCUCUUUUUAUUGUGAUCCACAGAAGCCGCUCGCAGGGUGUAACACUUGGAAAUUUGGGUAACAGUGGAGAUUCAAUGCCUUCUCUACACAUGAGCACAGCCCAAGAUUAUACAUCCAUGCCAGCAAUGCACAGCGCCCAGUCUUCACCAUACAGUUCCUCUCCCAUGAUCACCCCCUCUCGACUGCCUCCAAUUCAGACUAAAACAAUACGGAUGUCCCAGAAAAAAAGUUUUACCAAGAAUAGAAUGCCAAUAGAUGCCAAAAUAUAUACCGUGGCAGAGCUUCAAAUUGCUACAAAUAGUUUUAGCGAAGAACAUCUUAUCGGUGAGGGAUCCCUUGGUUCUGUUUACAGAGCAGAGUUUCCUGAUGGCACGGUCUUAGCCGUGAAGAACAUUAGAACAGUACCGCUGUCCAUCAUUGAAGAGCAACAGUUUUUGGAUGUGAUCCGAAAUGCAUCGCGCUUGAGGCACCCUAACAUCGUGACACUCCUUGGAUACUGUACAGAGUACGGCCAGCACCUCAUUGUGUACGAAUUUAUCAGGAAGUUGUCCCUCCAUGAAGCUCUGCAUUGCGUUACCUACAAGCCACUAUCCUGGGGCUUACGCCUUCGGAUUGCUCUUGGGGUGGCACGCGCAUUGAAUUACACGCACUCAUCCGUGCCCCCCAUUGCUCAUAGCAACUUAAAGGCUUCCAAUGUCUUGCUCGAUGAAGAGCUCAUGCCCCGUCUCUCUGAUUGCGGCCUCGCUGUCUUGAGACCCCUUACUUCCAACAAGAUCAAGCUCAAGGCUUCAGAAAUGGCUAUUGCUGAUAGCGGAUAUAUUGCGCCUGAACAUGUUCAACCGGGGACUGAGAGCACCAAAGCAGAUAUCUAUGCCUUUGGCGUGUUGCUUCUGGAGCUAUUGACAGGGAGGAUGCCCUUCGACAACUCAAGACCAAAACAAGAGCAAUCCCUGGCAAGUUGGGCGUCAAGCAGGCUUCACGACACCACAUCCUUACGGCAGAUGGUUGAUCCAUCGCUUUCAAAAGCAAUCUCCUCCAAGUCCCUUUCGCGCUAUGCAGACAUCGUGUCUCUCUGCAUUCAGUCUGAGCAGGAAUUUAGGCCACCCAUGUCCAGUAUUGUGGAAUCCCUCAUGAGUCUGCUGCAGAAACCAAAUGCCCCCACUGGUGGCAAAGAAGCAGAACCUUUUGACAAAUCUAACCAGUCGACCAGCAGCAGAUUAUUUGGCUCGCCAACUCUCAGCUACUACUCAGUUUAAUCUUGCAGAGGGUAAC
Andrographis paniculata is the source of this 2503-nucleotide messenger RNA. RefSeq names its product protein STRUBBELIG-RECEPTOR FAMILY 2. Lineage: Eukaryota; Viridiplantae; Streptophyta; Magnoliopsida; Lamiales; Acanthaceae. Gene Ontology annotation, molecular function: ATP binding; protein binding; protein kinase activity. The coding region runs from base 295 to 2487 and encodes 730 amino acids. Gene Ontology annotation, biological process: protein phosphorylation. The transcript is spliced from 17 exons. The record is from RefSeq and is a predicted model, not a curated record.